AUAUCAACGGAUAUUGCUUAAAAAAUGAAAGAAUACACAGGAGACGAUUUGCUGCUGGUGUUUGAAGAUUUGAACAUUCAAUUGGGAGAUGUUAGCCCUAACGCCGUCAGAGCGUGGUUCGAUAAUAAUGAAGAAGAUAUGAAGGAAAUGUUAAAUUGGAUGUGUAGUUCGUUAUCCAAAGAAAAUCAUAUUUCUUCGCAGGAAUAUUUAGAGUAUACAGAAAUUGCAGAGCCUUUAAUUGAUGUGAAAUAUGAAAAAGAGUUGAGUAAUAUAGAGAAUGUAUAUCCUGGGUUAUUUGAUGUUGAGAAUAACAAGACAGAAAUCGAAUUUUUAGAGGAUGAAUAUGAGUUACUUAGGGAAGAAAAUGCCAAUUGUGAUACAGUUUUAAAAAUGCAACAGGAUUUAAAAUUAAAAUUUACUUCCGAAUUAUCCGAAGCAAACUCAAAUUUUAUUCAAUCGAGUUUGCAAUUAAAAGAAUCCUACGACAAAUGUAUUAAUCACAGUGUACAGUUGGAUAACUUACAUGAGGAACUUUUAAAACAACUGAGAAGAUAUGGGAGGAACUUGCAAGAAUUCAAAUUUGGUCAUUUUCCCAAUUUUUUAAACAGCAUGGAUUUGAAUUCAUUGCAAGAAAAUAUUGAUGGUUUGUCACCAUAUUUAAAUGUUUUAAUGAAGAACACUUUUCUUAAUUCUUCUGAUUUAACUGGGGAAUUUACAAUGAAAGAGGAUGAAAUUUCUGUGAUGUUAUCAGAUAUUCAAAGCAGGAUUUAUAACAGCCAUCAAGAAUAUUUAGCUAAUAAGGUGGAAGAAGGAAAACUAAAAGCUGUACUGAAUUAUAUUUUAAAGCAAAAUGCGGAAAAUAUUUGUAGUUUAAGUGAAAGUGUCCAUUUGCAGGCCAAUAUAGAUGCUAAAACUGAAAGUAAAAACAUGAUGUGUAAAAUGAUGGAAAAUGUUAGUGAUAAAUAUGCCACAAUUUGCAUAAACCAACCAAAAUUGAGAUAUCAACAGCAAGAAUUAAAUAAUUCUGAGCAAAGAUUAACAAAACUCAAUAGUGUCCUUACCUGCAUUUAUAAAUUAUUAUCCUAUUACAUAGUUUUAUAUAAUUUAUUUAAAUCUGAAGGUAAAGACAUUCAAGGGACAGAAAGUUUUUUCAAGAAACUGUUAGAUUACAUUUCAAAGGAUUUGGAAAUAUGCCAAGCUAGGAUUGAAAAAAUGAACACAAUAAUUGAUGAUUAUGAUUUAUACACGAAAAACCCUUUGGAUGAAAAGUUUAAAUUUGUACAAAGCAUCGGGAAAAUAUUGUCGAAAAAUAAAACCUCCCUUACAUCAAUAUUGCAGACUGUAAAUGACUUUAAAAUGAAGUUAUGCAAUUUAGAGGAACAGGUUUUUGUUAGGGACUUUGAAGAACAUUGCCAAUAUAGCAGAGACAUGGAAAAAAAUAUGGAUAAUUUAGAACAAUUUCUAACGUCUGGUUCAACCAAUAGAAUCGUUGGGAUAUCAUCGGAAUUGUACAGGGCCAUAAAAGAAGUGAAUACCUUGGUUAAAAACCAAACCAGUUCCGUACAGGAUGCUACACGUUUAUCCUCCAAAAUGAAAAAAAUUCAAGAUGAUAAAUGGAAAAACCAUCUUAGACAACUUUGGAUGUAUUUUCUUAAAGACAGUCCAAAAUUGUUUUUUGUGCUACAAGAACUUGAGGAGGAGUCUAAAAAUACUAUAAAACAAUGAAAUUUAUAAAAUGUAAGUCAAUAAAACAAACACUAUUCUUAACAAUGUAAUUAUGUUUAUUAAUCACAUUUUUAGUAGUAAGUAG
Molecule: messenger RNA, 1810 nt
Organism: Brassicogethes aeneus
Lineage: Eukaryota; Metazoa; Arthropoda; Insecta; Coleoptera; Nitidulidae
Source: the annotation of a GenBank genome assembly